This is a messenger RNA of Pleurotus ostreatus (oyster mushroom), 981 nucleotides long. RefSeq names its product a-factor receptor. Gene Ontology annotation, cellular component: membrane. Gene Ontology annotation, molecular function: mating-type alpha-factor pheromone receptor activity. The transcript has 5 exons. Bases 1 to 981 code for a protein of 326 amino acids. The record is from RefSeq and is a predicted model, not a curated record. Gene Ontology annotation, biological process: G protein-coupled receptor signaling pathway. Lineage: Eukaryota; Fungi; Basidiomycota; Agaricomycetes; Agaricales; Pleurotaceae.
AUGGCCGACCUCACCUACCCACUCUACCCCAUCUUCGCUUUCUUGGGUUUCUUCCUUUCGCUCGUUCCACUACCAUGGCAUCUUCAAGCCUGGAACUCGGGGACAUGCUACUUCAUGAUGUGGUCCUCCCUCGCCUGCCUCAACCAAUUCAUCAAUUCCGUUGUGUGGCACAAUAACGCACUCAACCCAUCACCGAUAUGGUGUGAGAUAUCUAUACGGAUUCUUAUGGGCGCAUCUGUCGGGAUUCCCGCUGCGUCUCUUUGUAUCAACCGACGACUAUAUCAUAUCGCCAGUAUUCAGGCGGUUUCGGUUUCUCGCGGAGAGAAACGACGCGACAUUCUGGUCGACACCGGGAUAUGUGUCGUAUUUCCCAUCGUGUACAUUGCCCUUCAAUACAUCGUGCAAGGACACAGAUACGAUAUACUCGAAGAUCUGGGCUGCCAACCCGCGCUUUACAACACACUGCCAACCUACUUCAUUUCAUAUAUGUGGCCAAUCCUCAUCGGUCUUGUCUCUGCCGUAUACUGUGUUCUAUCCUUACGUUCAUUUAUUCGCCGUCGCGUGCAAUUCAAUCAGUUCCUCUCGUCCAACAAGUCCCUCACCGCCGGGCGCUAUUUCCGUCUCAUGGCCCUCGCCGCCUGCGACCUUACUUUCACUAUCCCCCUCUCCAUCUUCAUCAUCUGGCUCAACACCGUAGCCACCCCCAUUGCUCCCUGGAUCAGCUGGGAAGACACCCACUUCGGGUUCUCGCGCGUGGACCAAGUCCCCGCCGUCAUCUGGAAAAUGAACCACCGCUUGGUCAUUGCCACCGAAGCGACGCGCUGGUUCACCCCCCUUUGUGGCUUCCUGUUCUUCGCCCUUUUCGGCUUCGCAGAUGAAGCGAGGAGAAACUACGUGAAGGCGUUUUGGGCUAUCGUUAGGCCCUUUGGGUUCAAGCCCACACCGAUACAGCCUGGGAGACAUUUCGUUUCUAUUGGGUAA